Carica papaya (papaya) is the source of this 1383-nucleotide messenger RNA. Its product is annotated as Cystathionine beta-synthase (CBS) protein. The record is from RefSeq and is a predicted model, not a curated record. Lineage: Eukaryota; Viridiplantae; Streptophyta; Magnoliopsida; Brassicales; Caricaceae.
AUGGCACAAGCGACAGAAUUGAAAGAGAGUCAAACACUUGCAAGCUGCGAUGCCUACUUUGAAGAAAUUCAAACCAGGAAGAAAUUGCCCCAGGCCAUGCAGGAGAGACUAACAUCUGCCUUCUCAGAGAUCCCAGUUUCAUCCUUCCAACAAGUUCCCCAAGUAAUUGAAAUCCUAGCAGACACCUCCAUUGGAGAUGCUGUUAAGAUUCUAUCAGAAUGCAAUAUUAUGUCAGCUCCGGUGAGAAACCCAGAAGCUGAAAAAAGUCUAGACUGGAGAGAAAGCUACUUAGGAAUCAUAGAUUACUCAGCAAUUGUUCUAUGGGUGCUGGAAAAUGCUCAACUCGCUGCUGUUGCCUUAUCAGCUAGCUCAGCGGCUGCAGCCGGUGUCGGUGCCGGAGCCGUUGGUGCUCUCGGAGCAUUGGCAUUAGGUGUCACAGGUCCUGCUGCCGUAGCCGGUCUUACGGCAUUUGCUGUCGGCGCAGCUGUGGCCGGAGGCGUUGUCGCAGAGGAAGGCGCAGCUAAAGAUGCUCCCACUGCUGCAGACAACUUAGGCAGGGAUUUCUACAAGCUACUCUUGCAAGAAGAACCAUUCAAGUCAACCCCUGUAAAAUCGAUCCUGAAAUCGUUUCGUUGGGCUCCUUUUGUUCCUGUGGCAACAGACAGUUCGAUGCUUACUGUAUUAUUGUUACUAUCAAAAUAUCGAUUGAGAAAUGUGCCCGUGAUCGAACCGCAUAAUCCGAAGAUCAAAAACUAUAUAACUCAAUCUGCAAUUGUUCAUGGACUUGAUGGAUGUAGAGGAAGAGAUUGGUUUGAUUCUAUCUCUUCACAUCCAAUUUCUGAUUUAGGACUUCCUUUCAUGUCUUCUGAUAAGUUGAUUAGAAUUCGAAGCAAUGAAUUAAUUCUCGAAGCUUUUAAACAAAUGAAAGAACACGAUAUUGGUGGUCUCCCGGUCGUCGAGGGACCAAAGAAUAAGAUCAUUGGGAACUUGAGCAUGAGAGACAUUCGACAUUUGCUCUUCAAAUCCGAAUUAUUCUCCAAUUUUAGGAAACUAACCGUCAAAGAAUUUAUGGAUACGAUUGUUACAACAAGAGAAGACUACGGGAGAAUGAUACCACCAAUAACGUGCAAGCUGGAUUCGAGUUUAGGCAGCGUGAUAUCGAGUCUUGCUUCGAACUCGGUUCAUCGAAUCUACAUCGUUGCAGGGAGUGAUAACGAUGAAGUUGUAGGGGUGAUUACACUGAGAGAUGUAAUAUCUUGCUUUAUAUCUGAACCUCCAAAUUAUUUUGAUGACUAUCUAGGGUUCUCGGUUAGAGAAAUGUUGAAUUACUGAAAUUUCUCCAGUGCUUUUCAAAUUGUAAAGAAUAAAGGAGAGAAAAAUUAA